AUGAUUAAAGCUGAUAUAGAAUCAUUUGGUCUAUUAGAUGCAUCAGUAGCUAAAAUCUUAGAAAUACAAAUGGAUACCGAAUAUGAUCGUCGACAACACGAAUUAAAUACCAAGGCUAAAAUCAAUAUUAGUGAAGGGAACCUUAUUACAGCGAAGAAUACAGCUGAUACGAAUUUAAUUACUGCACACAAACAAGCCGAAGGACAUAAAUCUAUGAUUGAACAAGAAACAGUAGUUUUAUCCGAACAAUUAAAGAACGAUUAUAACCUGGUUGUUCAAUAUUUAUUAGGUAGCCGAAUAUUUGAUAAAUUACAAACUAUUGCCAAUGGCAAAAAUAGUUUAACGUAUUCUGUUAAUAACCAAACAGUAGACAUACAUCGUCUCAAAAGCUUAGCGGAUCUUCAAAAACAAAUUCAGAAUAAUUGA
Molecule: messenger RNA, 426 nt
Organism: Adineta steineri
Lineage: Eukaryota; Metazoa; Rotifera; Eurotatoria; Adinetida; Adinetidae
Source: the annotation of a GenBank genome assembly